Prunus armeniaca (apricot) is the source of this 267-nucleotide messenger RNA. NCBI's taxonomy places the organism in Eukaryota, Viridiplantae, Streptophyta, Magnoliopsida, Rosales, Rosaceae. The record is from the annotation of a GenBank genome assembly.
AUGUAUAGAACGUAUAGAGAUGCUUAUUUCCAAGAUGAUGGUGUUGUGGAACCAACACAUAAAAGAGAAGAGCCAAGUUUUACAAGUUUGUUGGAAGAUGCUGAAAUUGCUUUAUUUCCUGGUUGUAUGAAUUACAUGAAGAUGUCUGCAGUUGUUGUCUUGUCCAAGUUUAAAGCUAUGCUUGAAAUUUUGCGUGACAUGCUGCCAGAUGGGAACACACUUCCUGAUUCUUUUGUAUUCAACAAAAAAUUUACUAAAGACAUUUGA